Molecule: messenger RNA, 2103 nt
Organism: Protobothrops mucrosquamatus (brown spotted pit viper)
Lineage: Eukaryota; Metazoa; Chordata; Lepidosauria; Squamata; Viperidae
Gene: FUCA2
Product: alpha-L-fucosidase 2
Exons: 7
Coding region: 42-1472 (476 amino acids)
Biological process (GO): glycoside catabolic process; fucose metabolic process
Cellular component (GO): lysosome
Molecular function (GO): alpha-L-fucosidase activity
Source: RefSeq, a predicted model, not a curated record
GCGAGCGAGCGAGAAACGUUGGGAGUUUCGCCCGGGUUCUCAUGGCUGGGCCGGUCGUUUCCUUCCUUCCCCGGCGUGGGUUUCCUCGUUUCUUGCUGCUGUUGCCUCCGCUGCUAUUGCCGCUGCUCAUCUUCCUCCUGCUCCCCUCAUGGGGCCGGGGUGGUCGCUACGACCCGACGUGGGAGUCUCUGGACUCCCGGCCGCUUCCGCCCUGGUUCGAUGAAGCCAAGUUUGGGAUUUUCAUCCACUGGGGUGUUUUUUCCGUGCCAAGCUUCGGCAGCGAGUGGUUUUGGUGGUAUUGGCAACAGAAAAAGAAGGAACCUUAUGUAACUUUUAUGAAGGAAAACUACCAACCUGGAUUCACUUAUGAAGAGUUUGGCCCUAUGUUUACAGCUGAGUUCUUUGAUGCCAACCAGUGGGCAGAUAUUCUGAGUGCUUCAGGUGCCAAAUACAUUGUCUUGACUUCAAAACAUCAUGAAGGUUUUACUCUGUGGGGGUCAAAAUAUUCCUGGAAUUGGAACAGUGUUGAUAUGGGACCGAAACGGGACCUCGUGAAGGAGUUAGCUACAUCCAUUAGAAACCGGACAAGCUUACAUUUUGGGCUAUAUCACUCACUGUUUGAAUGGUUCCACCCUCUCUUCCGUGAUGAUGCUGCUAGCAAAUUUAAGAAACAACAGUUUCCAAAUGUCAAAACUCUUCCAGAGCUUUAUGAGAUUGUGACGCGAUAUCAACCAGAGAUUCUGUGGUCAGAUGGCGAUGGGAAUGCUCCAGAUACUUACUGGAACAGCACUGCCUUCCUAGCAUGGCUUUAUAAUGACAGCCCUGUUAAGGAAACAGUUGUAACAAAUGAUCGCUGGGGAGCUGGCACAAUAUGCAAACACGGAGGUUAUUUCACUUGUGCAGAUCGAUACAGUCCUAAACAUCUUUUGUCCCAUAAGUGGGAGAACUGUAUGACAAUUGACAAAAAGUCUUGGGGAUACCGAAGGAAUGCACAAUUAAGUGAUUAUCUGACUAUUGAAGAUCUCAUAAAGCAACUUGUAGAGACAGUAGCAUGUGGAGGAAAUCUUUUGAUGAAUAUUGGGCCCACCCAUGAUGGCCGCAUUCCUAUUGUAUUUGAAGAGCGUCUGAAGCAAAUGGGGAGUUGGUUGGCAUUGAAUGGUGAAGCUAUUUUCAGCACAAAAACUUGGAGAGCCCAAAAUGAUAGUAUAACACCAGGAGUCUGGUACACAUUCAAACCAGAAAACAGCAUUCUGUAUGCCAUUUUCCUUAAGUGGCCAUCUUCAGGAACUCUGACACUGGGUGAACCAAAAGCUAUUCUUGGGCAAACAAAGGUGAGGCUAAUAGGAUAUGAAGAAUCAUUGCCCUGGAUUUUGAUGGGAGAAAAAGGAAUGAUGGUGGCUGCACCUCUGUUAUCUUUCAAUACAUUUCCCUGUCAGUGGGCCUGGACUCUAGAACUUACUAAUGCACAAUAGUGACAGAAUCUUGCUCUGCUGAAUUUUGGUAACUGAAGAAAUAAGGAUAGAUUUAAAAUAGAAAAUAAUUCAUGCACUUAAUACUUUUAAAGCAAAGUUGAUGGAAGGAUGCAUAUAGCAAUCACAAAAACUGAAUAGGAUACAUGAAAUAAAUUGAUAUUCAUUGAAUGCUGAGGUAUUGAAAUGAUAGAUGUAACAGAAGUGUUGAAGUUUAUGAUGUUAAAUAUAGCUGUUAAUACAAUCUUGCUUUUGUGAAACAGAAUUCAGGGAAGGGAGUUUCAGAAUUGUUUUAAAAUGGGAGCUUUAAUCUUUCCCCCAACAAUAUGCUUUUACUGUGAACUAUUUUGACUACCUCAUAGGAUUCCAAAGAGGUUAGAAAAUUUUCUACUGGCACUUAGAUCCUAGUUUUGAGGAGAUAAAAGUGAUCUAGUGUUCUGUAUUUGUUCUUAGAGGUACUAGAUAACAAACAAUUUUAAAAGUUAUAGUAUAUAUGUUUAAAGCCCUGCAUGGGAUGAGUGCAGGCUACUUGGACCGCCCUAAUGGGACUGGCCCGCUUCACCCACGCCAGCAGAAGGAAUAUACUACAGGGUAUACUACGGAUCCCAGCAGCCAAAGCCAUGGCUCCUGCCCU